UGCUCCGCGCUCACUGCAGCCGCCUUCGUCUCCCGCCUCCUCCUUCUCCUCCACCGCGGGCUCCGGCAGCUUUCUCGCCAGAGUCCUCGAACUCGGUUUCUUUUUCUCUUUCGCUGCAUCUCGGACCACCGGCGUGCCCCACCAUGUCAGACGUGGCAGUGGACACCAGCUCUGAGAUCACCACCAAGGACUUGAAGGAGAAGAAGGAAGUUGUGGAGGAGGCAGAAAAUGGAAGAGACGCACCUGCCAAUGGGAAUGCUAAUGACGAAAAUGGGGAGCAGGAGGAGGCUGACAAUGAGGUAGAUGAAGAAGAGGAAGAAGGUGGGGAGGAAGAGGAGGAGGAGGAAGAAGGUGACGGUGAGGAAGAGGAUGGAGAUGAAGAUGAGGAAGCUGAGGCUCCUACGGGCAAGCGGGUAGCUGAAGAUGAUGAGGAUGAUAAUGUUGACACCAAGAAGCAGAAGACUGAGGAGGAUGACUAGACAGCAAAAAGGAAAAGCUAAACUUAAGGCCACCGUGACCUAUUCACCCUCCACUUCCCGUCUCAGAAUUUAAACGUGGUCACCCUCGAGUAGAGAAGCAGGCCCCGCCCACCCCACAGCGGGCAGUGCCACCCACAGAUGACAUGCGCUCUCCACCACCCCACCAAAACCACGACAUGAAUUUGCAGCAGAGGAGGAAAAAAAAACAAAAAAACAAAACGUCCCAGGCCCUGCUUUUUUUCUUAAAAACACUUUAAAAGGAAAAUUUGUUUGUAUUUUUUAUUUACAUUUUAUAUUUUUGUACAUAUUAGGGGUCAGCCAUUUUUAAUGAUAACGGGUGACCAAACCAGCCUUCAGAGCGUUCUCUGUCCAACUUCUGACUUUACUUGUGGUGUGACUAUGUUCAUUAUAAUCUCAAAGGAGAAAAAAAAAACCUUGUUAAAAAAAAAAAAAGCAAAAA
Messenger RNA from Acomys russatus (golden spiny mouse), 939 nucleotides. Its product is annotated as prothymosin alpha. Gene Ontology annotation, molecular function: histone binding. Bases 144 to 479 code for a protein of 111 amino acids. Gene Ontology annotation, cellular component: nucleus. Gene Ontology annotation, biological process: positive regulation of transcription by RNA polymerase II; negative regulation of apoptotic process. The record is from RefSeq and is a predicted model, not a curated record. NCBI's taxonomy places the organism in Eukaryota, Metazoa, Chordata, Mammalia, Rodentia, Muridae. The transcript has a single exon.